UAUCUGAACUUCUACCUUCAAUCUUCUUCCUCACCUCAUUAGUGGUAUCAGAGCCAUUCUCUCAAACGAGCAUAACUAAUGGCCAGCGAAUCCUCUGCAACUAUCACCUCUCCUCCUAUAUCCACUAAUGCUGCCAUCUCUGCUGGACAGAACACUAUCAUCACCUUCAAUGCUGCUGCUCAUUUUCCUCUCAAACUCACUCCGAGCAAUUAUCCUUCUUGGCGGGCACAAUUUCUGUCCAUCCUCACAUCGAUUCGUCACGCCAUUCUUACAUCAGUUUCAGAACCAAUUGCUCCCUACAUAUCUGCUGCUGAAACUUCCCAACAAGCCUGGAGAACUCUAGCUAACCUCUAUGCCAAUCACUCAAGGUCUAGAGUUUUCACACUCAAGGAAAGGCUUCAAAACACCCGCCGUGAAGGCCGCACUAUCUCCGAAUUUCUUCAUCAACUCAAGAUGCUUGCCGAUGAACUUGCUGCAAUUGACAAACCUCUUACCAACGAUGACUUGACGGUACAUGUACUCAACGGAAUAGGCCCUGAAUUUCGUGAGAUCUUUGCUUCAAUUCGUGCUGGAGAUGAGCCACUUUCUUUUGAAGAACUUCAUGACAGACUAGUUACGCAUGAAGAAAGCAUGCAUCGGGAAGAAACCCGACUUGUAAACUCACCGGUGACUGCUCAUUUUGCUGCUAUGCCCACAAGGAGACUUGCUGGUAAUAAUCCUACUUUUUCUACAAAUUCUGGUCUUUCAAAUGCUUCCUUUCAGUCCAAUGGUGCAGGAAUUCUGCCAUUGCCACACAAUAUACAACAUUUUGGUUCAGGCCACCAAAUGGCAAGAGGAAGAGGAAAUGGGCGCCAAAGACCAAAUCACUUCAAUAGAAACAGAGGAGGCCCAAACCGGCCCAACACCAGCAGGCCCAAUAUAUCCUGCCAACUUUGCAACCAUUUUGGGCAUACUGCUCGUACAUGCUCACUGUUUCGAAAUCAAGGCCAAGGACCCGCAGUCCACUAUGCAGCAUCUACCAAUCCAAACACUAAUGAAUGGGUGAUUGAUUCAAGUGCUAAUAAUCAUAUCACAACUGAUUUGUCAAACCUGGCAUUACAUUCAGAAUAUAAUGGCCCUGAUGAACUAAUUAUUGGAGAUGGCUCAGGUUUGAAAAUCACUCAUACCUCCACCAAAUCAGCCUCUCUCUUUCCUUCUGCUUCUCCAGCACCGGACUCAGCUCCAUCCCCGGCUCCUCUCCCAGCCUUGCUCCCGCCAGUGCCCUCCACCACUGCCAACCCACCUCUGCAGGACUUCAUCAUCCUCAUCUCGCAGGAUGCAUCGCCUCCCACUGCUUGCGGUCCAGAUCUGGUUUCGUCUCCCCCAUGCUCAGGUAUUUCCUGCCCUCUUACUACCUCCCCUGUUGCUGUUGAUUCCCUUCCCUCUCCCUCUCCCUCUUCCUCGUCCCCGUCCCCUGUCUCCUCCUCGUCACCAGCCUCUGUCUCGCCUUCUGCAGUCCCCUGCUCCCCCUCACCCAGUCCGGCCCCAAUCCCCCCCCACCCAGCACCGCCCAAUACCCAUCGAACUCACCCUAUGGUCACCCGCUCCCUCAAUCACAUCUUCAAACCAAAACAGAUGCAUCUUGCCACCAAAUAUCCUCUCCCCACCACUGUUGAGCCCUCAUGUGUGAGCCAAGCCUUGAGCCAUCCCCAAUGGCUAAGGGCUAUGUCUGAUGAGUUUGAUGCUCUUGUUCGCCAAGGGACUUGGGAUCUGGUUCCGGCCUCUCCGACCCAGAAUGUUAUUGGAUGUAAGUGGGUGUUUCGGUUGAAAAGAGGAAAAAAUGGUGAAAUUGAGCGCUACAAGGCGCGGCUAGUGGCCAAAGGCUUUCAUCAGCGGCCUGGUCACGACUAUUCUAACACCUUUAGCCCUGUUAUAAAACCCACCACCAUCCGCACUGUGUUCACCAUUGCUGUCAAUCAAGCCUGGCCAAUUCGGCAACUUGAUGUGAAUAAUGCGUUUCUCCAUGGCUUUGUUGAGGAAGAUUUAUAUAUGGCUCAAUCGGCCGGCUUCAUUGAUCAAAAUCUUCCUCAUCAUGUCUGUAAAUUGAAGAAAGCCAUCUAUGGACUCAAGCAGGCUCCCCGAGCUUGGUAUACAGAAUUAAAGCAAUUCUUGCUUGCUUGUGGCUUGGUUAACUCUCGCUCUGAUUGUUCCUUGUUUAUUUAUAAUAAAUCCGGGAUUGUUCUCUAUGUGUUAGUUUAUGUUGAUGAUCUACUGAUUACUGGCAACAGUACUGCUUUCAUCUCAGAUUUAAUCACCAAGUUGGGGCAGAAAUUUUCAUUAAAGGACCUCGGUGAACUUAGUCUGUUUUUGGGUGUUGAGGCAAAAAGCAAAAUGGAUGGUGCCAAAACCAUUGCCACACCGAUGUCCUCCUCGGGUUUGUCACCUCAGAGUGGUUCUCCUCCUCUCUCCGAUGCUACAGCUUACAGGCAAUUACUGGGCUCUUUGCAGUACUUGUCCUUAACUCGUCCUGACAUUUUAUUUGCAGUAAAUAAGUUGUCUCAGUAUAUGCAUUGUCCCACUGAGUUGCACUGGCAGGCAGGUGACAAAGACACCUUUGUUUCUACUACCGAUUAUCUUGUCUUUCUCGGUGCCACACCUAUAUCUUGGAAGGCUAGCAAACAAAAAGCCAUUGCUCGAAGCUCUAUCGAGGCAGAGUAUAGAGCCUUGGCCGCUGCUUCCUCUGAGUUAGUUUGGGUCCUGCAUUUGUUGCGUGAGCUUGGUCUUCCUUCUGGUACUCCACCUGUUCUCUACUGUGACAAUGUUGGUGCUACCUACCUCAGCAGUAAUCCAGUCAUGCAUUCACGUAUGAAGCACAUUGCAAUUGAUCUCCACUUUAUUCGUGAUUUAGUUGACAAGAGAAUUCUUCGUGUUUCUCACAUUGCCUCCGCAGAUCAACUUGCAGAUGGGCUAACCAAACCAUUACCUUCCUUCCGCUUUGCCUUGCUACGGUCCAAGAUUGGUGUCGUCGAUGGCUCCACCAUCUUGCGGGGGCGUAUUAAGGCAACUGCAGAUACUGCACCAUCAGUGGCUCAAUCACAAGGGAAAUCAAAGUUGAAUGAUUCUCCGUCAAUGGCUCAAUCACCAGGGAAAUCAAGCUUAGAUGAUUCUCCCGAUUAUUCUACCAAUCUGCAAUAAUUAAGAUUUCAUUCCUUUUGUAUAUUUCCUUUUCAUCAGUUCUUUCCAUAAGUGUAAAAUAAGGCAGCUUCCGUUCUUGUAUAUAUAUACAUGUAAAAACCAGUGAAUACAUAUCUGAACUUCUA
Molecule: messenger RNA, 3299 nt
Organism: Rubroshorea leprosula
Lineage: Eukaryota; Viridiplantae; Streptophyta; Magnoliopsida; Malvales; Dipterocarpaceae
Source: the annotation of a GenBank genome assembly